UGGCCGUAGUUUUUAAGUAUAAAAUAUCUCAAAAUAGUGUUAAUAUGAAUUAUUUAUAUUUAUUUAUCGUACUUUUCGCUUGUUUUCAAUACAACGAAUGCUAUUUCAUAACUGUAGAUGCACACGCUGAAGAAUGUUUUUUCGACAAAGUAGAAGCUGGCACAAUGAUGGGUUUAAUGUUUGAAAUCGCUGAAGGAGGCUUUUUAGACAUCGAUGUCCAUAUAACAGAUCCUGAAGGUGCUGUGAUUUAUCAAGGUGAAAGGGAAACUUCGGGAAAAUACACAUUUUCAGCACAGAAAACUGGAGUUUAUACAUACUGUUUUGGUAACAAAAUGUCCACAAUGACUCCAAAGGUAGUUAUGUUUAAUAUGGAGAUUGGAGAACCUCCUAAAGGUACAUCAGGUGCUGUAAACGAAGGAGAAGCAGGGCAUUCUAAAUUAGAAUCAAUGAUCAAAGAGUUAUCGAGCACAUUAUCAGGUGUGAAACAUGAACAGGAAUAUAUGCAGGUGAGAGAUAGAAUCCAUCGUGCUAUAAACGAAAGCACGAAUUCGAGGGUAGUUAUGUGGUCAACGUUUGAAGCUUGUGUUUUAGUUGUUAUGACGAUAGGACAAGUUUAUUAUUUGAAAAGAUUCUUUGAAGUGCGUAGAGUAGUAUAG
Messenger RNA from Ctenocephalides felis (cat flea), 656 nucleotides. Its product is annotated as transmembrane emp24 domain-containing protein 2-like. The record is from RefSeq and is a predicted model, not a curated record. Bases 45 to 656 code for a protein of 203 amino acids. Gene Ontology annotation, biological process: endoplasmic reticulum to Golgi vesicle-mediated transport; Golgi organization; intracellular protein transport. Gene Ontology annotation, cellular component: COPII-coated ER to Golgi transport vesicle; Golgi apparatus; endoplasmic reticulum. Lineage: Eukaryota; Metazoa; Arthropoda; Insecta; Siphonaptera; Pulicidae. The transcript has 4 exons.